GUCACUUCCGAGGCGGAAGGAUGGAGCUGAUUGACCAUGGUCUUUCCAGCAACCAGGAAGAGUCUGCUGAAGGUGAGGGCCAUGGACUUUAUCACCUCUACAGCCAUCCUGCCACUGCUGUUUGGCUGCGUGGGCAUCUUCAGCCUCUUCCGGCUGCUGCAGUGGAUGCGCAUGAAGACCUAUCUGAGGAAUGUGGUGGUGGUGAUUACAGGCGCCACCUCAGGCCUGGGGAAAGAAUGUGCAAAAGUUUUCUACUCUGCGGGCUCUAAGCUGGUGCUCUGUGGCCGGAAUGCGGAAGCCCUAGAAGAGCUCACCAGAGAACUCACUACUUCUCGUGCCACCAAGGUGCAGACACACAAGCCUUACACAGUGACCUUCGACCUCACAGACCCUGGAGCUAUAGUUGCAGCAGCAGCUGAAAUCCUGCAGUGCUUUGGCUAUGUGGACAUACUUAUCAACAAUGCUGGGAUCAGCUACCGUGGUACUAUCAAAGACACCACAGUGGAUGUGGACAAGAGGGUCAUGGAGACAAACUACUUUGGCCCAGUUGCUCUGACAAAAGCACUCCUGCCCUCCAUGAUCAAGAGGAGGAGAGGCCACGUCGUUGCCAUCAGCAGCAUCCAGGGCAAAAUCAGCAUUCCUUUUCGAUCGGCCUAUGCAGCCUCCAAGCACGCAACCCAGGCAUUCUUUGACUGUCUACGUGCCGAGAUGGAACAGUAUGAAAUCGAGGUGACUGUUAUCAGCCCUGGCUACAUCCACACCAACCUCUCUCUAAAUGCGACCACUGCUGAUGGGUCCAGAUAUGGAGCUACAGACAAGACCACAGCACAGGGCCGAAACCCUGCGGAGGUGGCUCAGGAUGUUCUUGCUGCUGUGGGCAGGAAGGAGAAAGAUGUGAUCCUGGCCGACUUACUGCCUUCCUUGGCUAUUUAUCUUCGAACUCUAGCUCCUGGGCUUUUCUUCAGCCUCAUGGCCUCCAGGGCCAGAAAGGAGCGGAAAUCCAAGAACUCCUAGUGGUGCAUCAGAGCCGGGCACAGAAGCAACACCUUCUUAGGCUUGGUUGCUCUACAAGGGACAGUUGCAUUUGUUGGGACUUUAAUGGAGAUUUGUCUCACAGGUGGGAAGGACUGAAGAGAAACUCUUCUCCUAUAGAUCCCUAGCUAGGCCCCUGCUGGCAGAGAACACUACCCGGAAAGGCAAUAAGCUUCGUCAGAGGGGUGGGGGGAGCACUUAAGGAGUAAAUGUGGAACUGGGAUUUAAAUCUAAAAAUAUGAAAUAAAUGACAUAAUUCUCAAGGAUA
This is a messenger RNA of Galeopterus variegatus (Sunda flying lemur), 1300 nucleotides long. RefSeq names its product dehydrogenase/reductase (SDR family) member 7B (gene DHRS7B). Gene Ontology annotation, cellular component: membrane. Gene Ontology annotation, molecular function: oxidoreductase activity. The record is from RefSeq and is a predicted model, not a curated record. Bases 37 to 1014 code for a protein of 325 amino acids. The transcript has 7 exons. Lineage: Eukaryota; Metazoa; Chordata; Mammalia; Dermoptera; Cynocephalidae.